AUGGAGGAUUUGGCAUAUGAUUGCUUGAGUGAGUUGGUGGAGAGGAGCAUGAUUCAGGUCAAAGAUAUGAGUUCAACAAGAAGGAUAAAAUCAUUUUGCAUUCAUGAUCUCAUGCGAGAUUUGUGUGUGUCUAAAGCUCGAGAUGAAAACUUUCUACAUUUUAUGGAUUUGAGGAAUAAAGUGGAAGAGCCAAUUGAAUCAGUGUCUAUUGUCCCGAUAACAAAUGUACGAAGAGUUGCCAUUUAUUGUGAUCGUAAAAGUACUGAUAACGAUAUUGUUCAUAUGGUUCGAAAUAUAGAUGGCUCUCUGAGGUACCUUUCUGUACAUGAGCGACGCAUUGCGUUCGAAGGAGUAUUCAGACAUGUCUGCAAUCGCUUUCUGAUGCUUAGAGUUCUAAUCAUUGACAUCUCGGAUUUAUGCACCAGGUUGCCUAAAGAAAUUGGAAAUCUUAUCCACCUAAGAUUAUUUAGUAUGCCUAAAAGCCUAAUAAAAAUGAUUCCUUCUUAUUUUGGGAAUUGGAGAUGCCUGCAAACUUUGAGAGUGUGUACCGAAUAUGAUAAAAUACCAAAUUCAAUGUGCAAGUUGGAACAGUUGAGGCAUCUAUAUUUUUUAAAUCAUAUGACUGGCGUAGGAAUUGGUGAAUUCUUGAGGUCAACUAAGUCUAGAAAUUUAUUACAGACAUUGAUAGGUGUUCAUUCCAAGUAUCUUGUUCUGAGUGAUUUGCUACAGCUGGAGAAUCUCAAGAAAUUAGUAAUUGUUGUGGAUGAAAAUUUUUACUCAUUCUUACACAAUCCCCAAACUCUCACAUUCACUCGUCUUUUGUCUUUACGAGUAAUAGCCGAUGGUAAUGACGUGAAGAUAGAUAUUGUUCCUUUGAUUUUAAGCUGUCCUCAAAUUUAUAAGCUUACACUGGACUCGCUUGUAGUAAGAUUACCACAAGUCAACCAAUUCUCCCCAAAUCUUAUCAAGUUAAGAUUGUUUAAUCUGAGACUUGAGGAUGAUCCAAUGCCAACAUUAGAAAAGCUACCAAAAUUAAGAGUCCUUGUCAUUGGUAGUGAUAGCUUUAUGGGGGAUGAGAUGGUGUGCUCAAGAGGAGGUUUCAAUCGUCUUGAAUCUCUUGAGCUUAAUAAUCUAUAUCGCUUAAAAGAGUGGAAGGUAGAGGAGAGUGCAUUGUCUAGACUUGGCUAUUUGCGUAUUGAAAAAUGCAGGGGAUUGAGGAGAGUUCCAGAUGGAUUAAGAAACAUUUCUACACUCCAUGGUAUGCUGAUCGGUAAAAUGCCUAAGAAAUUCAAAGAAAGGAUGGAGGAAGGAGGAGAGGAUUUCUAUAAAGUCAACCACGUCACAUCUCGUGUGUUUAUCUACUGUGAUACAGAUUAUGCGUCUGACUAUAGAUGAAUAUAAGUGGGGUAUCAUCUUUGCACUAUACAAUCAAAUCAACAUUUGGAGGAUUUGUUUACCGAUGUGUUGAAUAAUGUUUGAUUCUGUGUAUUUUCUCCUAGCAAAACUAAUUGUUGAAUAAGAUUGGGUUAUGAUUGUUUUAGCGAAGGGUCAUUGGAUGUUCUUGUGGAUUAUGGAGUUGAUGCUUUAGCUGAUAAGGAGAGGCUAGAGAUGUAUGUAGUGAUGGUUUCCAUGUACAUGUGCUGUGUUCAAGAAAAUCCAUUUCUUAGACCAAAUAUGAGAAUGGUUGUUCA
Messenger RNA from Humulus lupulus (European hop), 1691 nucleotides. Its product is annotated as probable disease resistance RPP8-like protein 2. The transcript has 2 exons. The record is from RefSeq and is a predicted model, not a curated record. Bases 1 to 1395 code for a protein of 464 amino acids. NCBI's taxonomy places the organism in Eukaryota, Viridiplantae, Streptophyta, Magnoliopsida, Rosales, Cannabaceae.